GAGAGAGAGAGAGAGAGGGAAAAAGUUACUCAAGAUGGCAAAUCCCUCGGAGCCGGAGUGAAGGGGCCCCGCUCCCCGAAAAGAGCACAAAGACAAGCCGAGCCCGUCGCCGGUACCGCAGACGAACCCGACGAUGCGAACCGCUCCAGGAGGCUUACAAGGGAUUCCCUGAAGAAGAAGAAGAAGAAGAAGAAGAAGAAACAUGCCAGUGAGGCGGAAGCUGGUGUGACACAGCGUGUGCUGGAAGAACGCUGACUCAUCGGAUAUCAAACCCCCCCCGGGAGCCACCCGGCAGGCGAAAGAAGCCGCUCACAUCACCCGAUGCAGAGCUAGAAGAGAGCCUCUCACCCCACCCCGACCUCCUCCCCUCCUACCCCCCUCCCCCAUCCACAACAGGAACCACCAGCAGCGGGAAUACCCCCAGCACCAGCUCCAGCUCGGGUUCGGGCCCAGAAGACCUGAAAGUGACAGCUGGUCACAGCACCCGUCCUACAGGGUAUAGUUCUUCAGGGGGAACCACCACCGCAGCGCCCCCCCUCCCUGGCGGACCAUGAUGUUUCGCGAUCAGGUGGGCGUGCUGGCCAGCUGGUUCAAGGGCUGGAACGAGUGCGAGCAGACGGUGGCUCUGCUGUCGCUGCUGAAGAGGGUGAGCCGGACCCAGGCCCGCUUCCUGCAGCUGUGUCUGGAGCACUCCCUCGCCGAGUGCACCGAGCUGCAGGCGCUGGAGGGGGAGGCCAACGACCCAGGGGUGAUCAGCCAGUGGCAGGGCGAGUCCAAGGAGCGCGUCAUCUCGCUGGUCCUCACCCACCUGCCGCUGCUCAAGCCCGGCAACGUGGAGGCCAAAGGCGAGUACAUGCGCCUGCUGCCGCGCAUCCUGGCGCACACCAUCGAGCACGGCCGCCACCUGGAGGAGUCCCGCCAGCUCCUCUCCUACGCCCUCAUCCACCCUGCCACCUCCCUGGAGGACCGCUCCGCCCUGGCGCUCUGGCUCAACCACCUGGAGGAGAGGGCGGCCGCGCGGGGGGACUCGCUGGAGAGGCCUCCUCCCUCCGGGCAGCAGCAGGCCACGCCUCCGUCUACCCUCUCCUCGUCGGGCUCCUCCUCCUCCUCCUCCACCAACACCUCGUCGUCGGGGAACCCCUACUCCAUGCAUCUCCACCAGCGCUACGGCUCGGACGACCGGCUCAACGGGUGGCAGAGCGCCAGGGACUCGGGGCUGGGGGGCUGGCAGCAGCAGCAGGGCUGUGAGAACGGGCACCUCCUGCUCUACCCGUCCUCCUCUGUGCCGGCAACCAUCAACGCCGUGGGAACCAGUGGAGCCCUGCCCAGUGGAGGCGGCGGCCAGCAGCACAGUCCCCUGAAGCGCUCCGUGUCGCUCACGCCUCCCAUGAGCGGCCCGAGCAGCCAGCCGCUGGGCCCCGUCUGGCUGUCCCAGGAGGACCUGCGGGCCGCCAGGGGCCCGGCCCCGGACCACGCGCCCCUCUCGCCCCAGAGCAGCAUCGCCUCCUCGGGCAGCGGGGGCAGCGAGCACCUGGAGGAGGCCGGCUUGGGGGGCGCCUCGGGCCUCCAUCGCAGCUCCUUCCACGACGAUGGCAGCGGCAUGAGGGAUGUUCCUGCCUGGCUGAAGAGUCUCCGCCUCCAUAAGUACGCCGCUCUCUUCUCCACCAUGACCUACGAUGAGAUGAUGUCGCUGACUGAAGAGCAGCUGGAGAAGGUCACCAAAGGAGCGCGACACAAGAUUGUCAUCAGCAUCCUGAAGCUCAAAGAGAGGCAGAACCUGCUGCGCAGCUUGGAAAAGGACGUGCUGGAGGGCAGUAACCUGCGCGCUCCGCUGCAGGAGCUCCACCAGAUGAUCGUGACGCCCAUCAAGGCCUUUGGCGGCGGCGAGGAGGCCUCCCCGCAGCGCUCCCUGCUGGGCCACGAGUGCAAAAGCGCGGCGCCCGGUGCCCACCUGACCGGGGUGGGCGGAGGGGAGGCGGAGUCGGGCGGCAGCAUCAUCGCCGAGGGGGAUCUACCCGGCCAGUUCACUCGCGUCAUGGGCAAAGUUUGCACCCAGCUGCUGGUGUCCAGGUCAGACGAGGACAGCAUCAGCUCCUACCUGCAGCUCAUCGACAAGUGCCUUAUCCACGAGUCCUUCACAGAGACGCAGAAGAAGAGGCUGUUGUCAUGGAAACAACAGGUCCAGAGGCUGUUCCGGUCCAUUCCAAGGAAAACCAUCCUCGACUUAGCGGGGUACCGAUCGCAGAGGAGCCGGUUCGGCCAGUCCAACUCCCUCCCCACCGCUGGCUGUGUCGGGGGCGGCGUGUCGGCCCGGAGGAGCCUUCGCCAGUUCCAGAUGCCCUCCAGGAGUCUGCCCGGCGCCCGCCCCCUGCUGGGCAGCGGGGGGCUGCUGGGGCCGACGCCUCGCAGCUCCAGCAGCAUCCCCACGGGCCCCAAGCAGGGGAGACAGGGCCUCUGGUUCGCUAACCCCGGAGGAAGCAACAGCAUGCCGAGCCGGACGCACAGCUCGGUGCAGAGGACCCGCUCCCUGCCGGUCCACACCACGCCACAAACCAUGGUUAUGUUCCAGCACGCCGAUCUCCAGCUGCCGGUGACGGAGCCGGACAUCAACAACCGCCUGGAGUCUCUGUGUCUGAGUAUGACGGAGCACGCCUUGGGAGACGGCGCCGACCGCACAUCGACCAUAUGAGUGGAGGCCCUGAGUGAGACGGCGCUGGUUCAGGAGGCUCUCUGCCCUUCUGAUACCCCCCCCCCCCCAGUGCUCAACCAGUGGAGCAUGAGGGAGAUAUGACCAUCACACCCCCCCCCCCCCCCCAGUGACGUAAACACACAACACACCUCCUGCUCCUGUGUGUGAACAGGCGUCAGGCCGUGGAUCAGUGUGCCCCCCCCGUCCCCCCGCACAUGGACCACAGGCCGCGGGGUCAGAAGGUCAGGAUCCUCUCACCAAGGAUCCACAAAGAAACCCAAGUCCUUAUUUGUGUUGUGUGUGUUUAUUGUUUACAUGAUGAUGCGACUUUCAAAGGGUACACAGAUGAACUUCAGGUCGCAUUUGGCCGCCCAACAUUUUUACAACAAACUCAUCCUUUAUUUUCACAGCCAGCAGAGGAAGACUUUGGCUUGGAGAGGAGGAUGAGGAGGAGGAGGAGGAGGAUGUGGAGGAGGAGGAGGUGUGUGAGGAGGGCUGAGAGGAAGAGAUUGAGAAGGACACAGGAAGUGGCAGAAGAAAGAAAGAAAGGAGCUGAGGCGACGCUGGAAAGGGAAGCGGAUGUUUUAAACUGAGAAAGACGUCGGGGGCGGGACCUCUGAUUGGACGAAGGUGAUUGAGGAUGAUGAUGUCAUGUGGUCGAGUGUAGGAGGACAUGAGUUGCGCAUUGUUGAUGCCGUAUUAACUCUUUGAAGACAGAGCCCCUCUGAUGGCACAGUGCCUUCAAAGUGUGUUUGUGGUUCAGACGCAGGGUUCAGUCUCCUUCUCCUUCUUCUUCUUCUCCUUCUUCUUCUUCUUCUUCUCCUUCUUCUCCUUCUCCUUCUUCUUCUCCUUCUUCUUCUUCUUCUCCUUCUUCUCCUUCUUCUUCUGAAGCAGCUGCGUGUUGACGCCAGGCGUCUCUCGCGUGCUGCUUGUGAGACGUGAGAAGCAGACGUUUGGGUUCCUCUGGCGUCGCCCCGUCAGUCCAUGAAGGGUCUCUUUGGUUUCCCCAGAGACGCCUCGGUGGCGCCCGCCGCCCCUGCUGGCCGAACACGCUCACUGCACCGCAGCGGCUUUAUUCUUUCUUUCUUUCUUUCUUAACCUCACGGUUACUCUUUGCCUUAAUAUUCAUCCUCAGUUUAUUGUAACUUUAUUAAAAUACAUAGGUCUAUAGGGAAUAAGGCUGCUAGGACCCCCCCCCCUUAGUGCAGUCCUGAUCGAUCACUCGAGGGAUGUUGAUGACUAUUAGAAUUGUUAUUGUCUAGUUUCUUUCAUUUAGUGUGUUGCAUGGCGAGCGGCCAUGUUGGAUCCCGACGCUCCUCCACCUCAGAGGAGGAGUCGCUCCACAUCAGAGCUCGGUUCACCUCGCUUUAAACACACACAUCCAGUAUCUAGACUCUUAUGUUUUUACAACCUUUCAGGUUCCUUUUUGUUAUUUAAAUGAAGCGCACACCUACGAGUGAACGUCGGCGCCAUGCUCACCUUCUUAAGUAAUGGAAAACGUAACAUGGAAAAUCCAAAGCACUACACUUUAAAUCCUGAGCUGCGUGGAGGAGCUGGACCCAUUGUUGGUAGGGGGCGGAGCCGCGGUUCUCCAUUUGGGAAACGGAGAAUUCAGUCGGCUGCAAUCUGCGGCCCCCCCACUAGAGGCUCUGAAGAGCUAAGCCCCGCCCACAGAGCGCAGGUCUCUGAGCACUGCGCGUUGUGUGGAUCACGAACCCGAAAUGAAAGUAGAUCCAAUUAUUUAUUCUGUUUUCUGUUUUUUUUCCCCUGUGCAGGUGAUGCUUCCUCCUCAUUUAGGUGUUUUCUUAUUUAAAGUACCGUCUGUAUUAACACGCUAUGGCUGGUGACCAUACGUACAUCUCAAAUAUCAACAGUCAUUGUGGACUUCUUCUUUGGUUUGUUGUUGUCGGGCUGUAACCUUGUUUUGUAUCCAGUAUCAGUGUUGCGUUGAGGCGAAGCGUCGCAGAGACGUUUGGUUAAAAACCUCACGUAUAAAGAUUAAAGAUUUAUUAACCAAAUAUAUAGUUUCAUAUUUUGAAGAAAACAAACUGGAGGAAGCCGUUGGGCUUCGGUCGGGACUAUUUUCAGCGGCGGAAGGAUCCCCACGUGGUGCUCUAGUGAGUCAGAAUAAACUACAGUGUGGUGGUGGUGGUGAUGAUGAUGAUGAUGAAGGAGAACAGUGAGACUCAUCUGGGCGUUUCCAUGGAGAUCCGCCAGGCUUCGGGUGCGUUGACUGUCUGCUCCUGUCGUGGGAUUUGCUGCCUUCGGUGAUGUUGUUGCAGUAUUUUAAUUUCCUGUGACGUCACAGCGAGAUUCAUUUGAAAUAAAAGUUACUAACGUGUGUGUAGAGUUCUCUUCAAACCAAAUGCUUUGUUGUUUCUGCCUGAAGGCGUCUCACUCGCUGCAGUAUAAACGCGUAAAGGACGCCGCGGAAUUCCAAAAACAUGUCACGUGCUUUAAGUGUCUCUUAUUUCUGCCGACUUUUCUUUUCAUUGUUUUGUAAAUUCAGCUUCUCGUUUCACUUAGUUUUAUUUCUUCAAAGAGCCGAUGUCCUGUAUUGACUGCAGGCUUACGUAUAUAUUUGACAAAAGAUGUUGUAUGUUUAAUAAUAAAAAAACUCAAAAAAUGACAAAAAAAAUUGAAGAAAAUUGUGAAAAAAGAAGAAAGUGGAGGAGGGGGUUGAAAUAAAGUGUAAUUUAUACUUUGAAUCUGCAUGGGUCGUAUUUAGAAUAACUAAUGGCAGUGCCUUGUUUUUUAUACAGACGUUGAAAAGACUAAUCAAGUCCUCAUGUGAUCGGUUAUUGAUCUUCAUAAAGGACAGAAGAAUUCAACACCUCAGCGAUUCUUUGAUUCAUUUAUCGUGUUUCAAUAAAUGAGUCGGAAAUAAAUAUGUCUGUCGUCACGGCAACGGUCCAAAACCGUAAUUAAUAGUUAGCAAACAUAUUGAGUGUCGAUUCACACUGUUUGUUGUGAAGUUAUUGAUCCGCCAGCAGGAUCGAUAAAUAAUCAUAUUCAUCAA
This is a messenger RNA of Pungitius pungitius (ninespine stickleback), 5708 nucleotides long. It is a transcript of the gene samd4a, whose product is annotated as sterile alpha motif domain containing 4A. Gene Ontology annotation, molecular function: translation repressor activity; mRNA binding; protein binding. The record is from RefSeq and is a predicted model, not a curated record. The transcript is spliced from 13 exons. Bases 551 to 2689 code for a protein of 712 amino acids. Gene Ontology annotation, biological process: regulation of mRNA stability; nuclear-transcribed mRNA poly(A) tail shortening; negative regulation of translation. Lineage: Eukaryota; Metazoa; Chordata; Actinopteri; Perciformes; Gasterosteidae. Gene Ontology annotation, cellular component: P-body.